CCCUCUCUCUCUCUCUCUCUCUCUCGCUCUCUCUGAGAUCGCACCGAACAAGAUCAAUAAGAAAGCUUCCUCUUUUCUUCUCCUUCUUCUUCUUCUUCAUCAUCAUCUUCUUCAUCAUUUUCGCAAUCUGCCAUUACUGGGUUGCCCGCGGUGCAAUUUGAAGGGUGGGGGAUCAUCCGGGUGCGUGUGUGUUUGUGGAAUCCCGAAUUUUUUUUUUGAUCGAAUCGGGUUGGGGAUCAUCGCCGCCGCCGGAGGAGGAGGAGGAUCGCCAUGUCGUGUUCGUCUUCGUCGGGCUCGGAGGGCGACGACGAGGGGAUGGAGAACUACCGGAAGGGCGGGUACCACGCGGUGCGGGUCGGCGACCAGUUCGCCGGCGGCCGGUACAUCGCCCAGAGGAAGCUCGGGUGGGGCCAGUUCUCCACCGUCUGGCUCGCUUACGACACUCGAUCCUCCAAAUAUGUUGCUCUUAAAAUCCAGAAAAGUGCGGCACAAUUUGCUCAAGCUGCCUUACACGAGAUCGAACUGUUAUCGGCAAUUGCCAGCGGUGACCCGUCAAAUUCAAAAUGUGUUGUGCGACUGGUUGACCACUUUAAGCAUGCUGGCCCAAAUGGGCAGCAUCUCUGUAUGGUCCUUGAGUUUCUUGGUGAUAGCUUACUUAGACUAAUCAAGUACAAUCGGUAUAAAGGCCUUGAAUUGAACAAAGUGAGAGAAAUCUGUAAAUGCAUCUUGAUUGGUCUGGAUUACUUGCACAGAGAAGUUGGUUUGCUCCAUACUGAUUUGAAGCCUGAAAAUAUUCUCCUUUGUUCCACUAUGGAUCCGGCAAAAGACCCAGUGAGGUCUGGCGUGUCUCCUAUACUUGAAAGGCCUGAGGGCAAUCUCAAUGGUGCUGUGACCAUGAGCAUCAUCGAGAAAAAGUUGAAAAGGAGAGCAAGGAGAGCUGCUGCUAAGAUUUCAGCGAGAAGAGAAUCGAUGGGAGACGCAUCUACGAAGCCCGAGAGAAGCUUGGAUGGGAUUGAUGUAAGGUGUAAGAUUGUGGAUUUUGGGAAUGCAUGUUGGGUGGAUAAGCCGUUCACAGAUGAAAUUCAAACGAGGCAGUAUAGAGCUCCUGAAGUUGUACUCCAGUCUGGUUAUUCCUUUUCUGUAGAUAUGUGGUCAUUUGCCUGCACUGCCUUCGAGCUUGCUACCGGUGAUAUCUUAUUUGCUCCCAAAGGUGGUCAAGGCUUCAGUGAGGAUGAGGAUCACCUAGCACUGAUGAUGGAACUUCUUGGGAAGAUUCCAAAAAAGAUUGCCACAGGUGGAGUUAGAUCCAAGGAUUUCUUUGACAGAUAUGGCGAUCUGAAAAGGAUCAGGAGAUUGAAAUUCUGGUCAUUAGAUCGGUUACUCGUGGAAAAAUACAAGUUUUCUGAGACCGAUGCUCUCGAGCUCUCUGAGUUCCUUUGCCCUCUUCUCGACUUUGCUCCCGAGAAGCGGCCUACUGCUCAGCAAUGCCUGCAACAUCCAUGGCUCGUUUUGAGAGACUCGACCCAUAACGUCGCGAGCAAUGAUUCGAGAGUCCACAAGCUAGAAGCUGGUGUGAGCAACCUUAAGAUCAAGGUGGGCAAAUGAAAGGGGUGGGAGUUCUGGCUGCAAUUCUAAAAGCAGUUUUGAAGCCCCUUUUCUUUUUUGGGAAUUUAAUUUUGGUGGGUUUUUUUUUUUUUUCGAAAGAGAUUCUUUUUCUGCUAACAGAUGUAAAGUUAAUAUUUUUUAUCCCCUCUGGGAAAUGACGAGGAGCGGAUAGGCCUUUUUGAUGGCUUGUAUAAUUAGCUGUGGCUUUAACAAAACACAUACGUUGGCUUUCAGAAGUUGCUUGUUUUGCUUGACAUUGGAAUUUAUAUUUAUAUAUUUUACUGCUGCUC
Messenger RNA from Syzygium oleosum, 1895 nucleotides. RefSeq lists its product as uncharacterized. Lineage: Eukaryota; Viridiplantae; Streptophyta; Magnoliopsida; Myrtales; Myrtaceae. The coding region runs from base 271 to 1605 and encodes 444 amino acids. The transcript is spliced from 4 exons. The record is from RefSeq and is a predicted model, not a curated record. Gene Ontology annotation, molecular function: ATP binding; protein kinase activity. Gene Ontology annotation, biological process: spliceosomal complex assembly; regulation of mRNA processing; protein phosphorylation.